Molecule: messenger RNA, 1701 nt
Organism: Schizophyllum commune H4-8
Lineage: Eukaryota; Fungi; Basidiomycota; Agaricomycetes; Agaricales; Schizophyllaceae
Exons: 3
Coding region: 6-1640 (544 amino acids)
Source: RefSeq, a predicted model, not a curated record
UCGGGAUGACGCUCUAUCAGGCAUACAGUCCUGAGGAGAACGGGUCCGGAACCAGCCACGCGAAUUCUAGUGACACCAAUAGUACCAGCACGACAGAAAGAUUCGCAGGCUCCGGCACAAUAACACGCAUCCCUGACGAAGUCCUUGCCAUCGUCUUCUUUUACUACGCUGUCUCCCUGCAUGACUCGUUGUAUACACGCGCGUGGACGUGCACACUCCUUCGCAUCAAUCGACACUGGAGGGAACUCGCGCUUCACACUCCCAUUCUAUGGAGCUUCUUCUCUUCUUGGACCCUCGAUUCCACAGAUCUCGGAGAGAAACAACUACGAUUAUCCUAUGCGCACCCCCUAUCACUCAAGCUCUCGCCCGCAAUAUCCUCGCAAAUCGACAGAGCAUUCGCGAUCUUGGAGCCUCACAAGGAACAUGUACACGACGUCGAGGUCAAUGCAGAAGCGCUGAUGAUAGAGUACAUCUCGCUGCGCCUGCGACAAAACUGGAAGAACUUGCGGCACUUGUCCCUAUGGUCGGCGAACUUUCGGCAUGAUAUGCCUGCCCAUGUCGCGCAGUACCUCAUUCCUGGUCUGCGCACACUGAGGCUCAUCAACGUCCGGCUGGACUGGACAUUCGUUCGUCAUGUCUUGCACUUGAGAUUGGGAGGAAGUUCUGAGCUGGGCUCGAUCACGAUCAACGCUCUAUCCGACGUUCUACGGUCGUGCCCCACUCUGCAGACUUUGGAGUUGUUCGAUUGCGUAUACAGAGGCCUUCAUGAGCCGAACAAGGUGCACAGGCCCGCCGAGCUCCCCCAGCUGCGCAGGUUCUACAUCCGUGCUUCUGUCGAUGUCUGUGCAUCCGUAAUGGGCCUGAUGAGCUUGCCUUCGACUGCCGCCAUCCUGAUUGUCGUCAAUGGCACGACCGAUGCCAUAUGCGCCCGGCCGCUGUUGGUACAAUUAUCCAGGCAUCUGCACGCUCGAGGUCGCUCACCCCCUAAACUGCGCUCGCUGCAGUUUAUCGCAACAUGUCCAGUGAAAGGCUAUGCAGUCAAUUGCUGGAUGCGCUUUAUGACGGAGAGCUGCUUGCCCUUUGUAUUCAACAAAGGUGCCGAAGCGAUCGUCGAAACAACCCAACUGGAGCUGCGCUUGGUCAUCCCCAACGCGCGAGGGCUACGCCGCGUGGUGACGAAGGCUUUGAACGUUGUGCGCGCCCCCAACGUCGAGGCCCUCGAUGUGCGCUUCUCUACCUACAUGCCGACGGGAACGCUUCGCGCGCUACUUCACGGGCUCGCUGCCGUCCGGUCUAUCUACCUGACCUCGCGCACGGUCAGCGUCUCUGUGUUCCAAUCUGUCCGGUACCUUAUCGAGGAUGGAAACCUGCAAGGGCCGACCUGCGCGCCGUACAAGAAGCCGCUGAGGCUGCCUACGCCGCAGCAAAUCUUCUGGGAUACGCGAACCUUGGGCGGCGCAGACAGGCCUGUUGCCGGUGACGCGGGCCGCGAGAUAGUGAAGCUUCUGGAGGCGUACGAGAGCAUGGGCAUGCCCAUACAACAGGUCCUCGUUUCGCAGCGCCCUGAUAUGUCUGCGCAGAUUUUUGAAGAAAUGACCAUGAAGCUCGGGGACGGUUUCGUCUGUCCUGGUCUGACUUAACAUUGGCAAGGAUCCACGAAAGCCUUACAAAUGUGUCAGAUACAAUACAUAGUUCAAAAUU